This is a messenger RNA of Ctenocephalides felis (cat flea), 1165 nucleotides long. RefSeq names its product regulation of nuclear pre-mRNA domain-containing protein 1B. The transcript has 6 exons. Gene Ontology annotation, cellular component: RNA polymerase II, holoenzyme. Gene Ontology annotation, molecular function: RNA polymerase II complex binding. Bases 119 to 1141 code for a protein of 340 amino acids. The record is from RefSeq and is a predicted model, not a curated record. NCBI's taxonomy places the organism in Eukaryota, Metazoa, Arthropoda, Insecta, Siphonaptera, Pulicidae. Gene Ontology annotation, biological process: mRNA 3'-end processing.
UUUAAUUUACUCUAAAAAAGUAAAUUUAGUUGUUUUAAAAAUAACUAAACCUCAUCACACUUAAUUUAACCCCAAAACCAGUGUACAUAAAAUCAUUCUAUAACAAUUCCUAGUCGAUAUGACCAGUUUUACUGAAAGUGCUUUAGUGAAAAAAUUAAUCGAAUUAAAUGCAAGUCAACAAAGCAUCCAAACUUUAUCAUUCUGGUUAAUACAUCACCGAAAACAUCAUGCAAUUAUUGUCAAAACAUGGUACAAAGAACUACAAAAAGCAAAUGAGCAAAAGAAGUUGACUUUUAUGUACUUGGCUAAUGAUGUUAUACAAAAUAGCAAGAAAAAGGGACCCGAGUAUGGGAAAGAGUUUGGGUCUGUUCUUGCGGGUGCUUUCGAACAUAUUUCAGCUAGUGAUGAUGAUAAAAUUAAGAGUAGUAUCGGCAGGUUGUUGAAUAUAUGGGAAGAACGAGGCGUUUAUGAUGCUACACAGAUAAGGGAGUUUAGAGAUGCUUUAGAUGGAAAAAUUACUCAAAAAAAGCCAAAAAAACGAAAAAUUGACUCACCAGAUCCCAAACAAUCAAAAAACGAAAGGCGCAGUAAAAGUCCUGGAAUAAAAUCUGAAACCACAAUCGAAGUCGAUGGAUUGAAAGAAACACACUUAACUUUAAGCCCUAGGACUCCUGCAGGUGAUCCUCCAGAACCAGAAGAAUUAAUUAAAGCGAUUCAAGAUUUAGAAAAUAGUGCUUCCGGUGAUGCAGCGGUUAGGCAGAGGAUUGCAAAUUUGCCCCCAGAGGUCUCGGAUAUAUCUCUAUUGAGCAAACUGGAAGAUAAAGAGCAAGCCCAAAAAUUAAGUUUACAAGUAAACGAGGCUGUGACGAUUUUAGCAGAUUAUAACAAAAGACUGGCCGAUGAGAUGGAGGAUAGAAAAAAAUUAGCAAAUAUGCUUCGGGAUUUUAUGCAAGCCCAGAGAGAGCUCAUGACACAAGCCGAACAAAGACUCGAGGAAUAUAACAACAAACUACAAAAAAUAUACGAAGUCCGACAAGAGGUAAAGUCCCACGUGAGGAAUCUUCCUGAUCUAAGCCGUCUGCCUGAUGUCACGGGAGGCCUAGCACCCUUACCUUCAGCAGGUGACUUAUUUAAUCGUUGAAAAAAUUAUAUAAAUUAAUUUUAU